AUGAAUUCUGAUACUUAUAAUUUUAAUGAUGGUAAUGCUUUAUCAACAGUUUCAUUAAAUCCAUCAACCACCAAAUCUUUUGGAUUUGAACAUCCUCAAGAAGAACUACCAUUUGAUGAAGAUCGUAAACAUGAUUUUGAUACUACUGAAACAAUUGGUAAUAAUCCUAUUGAAACAAUAGAACAUGCUUGUGCUUAUUGUGGUGUUCAUACACCAAAUUCAGUUAUUAAAUGUAAUACAUGUAAUAAAUGGUUUUGUAAUUCAAAAACAAAUUCAUCAAGUUCUCAUAUUGUUACUCAUUUAGUUAUGUCACGUCAUAAUCAAGUUAGUUUACAUGAAGAAUCAGAUUUAGGUGAUACAACUUUAGAAUGUUAUAAUUGUGGAAAUAAAAAUGUUUUUAUGUUGGGAUUUGUAUCAGCAAAACAAGAAUCUGUUGUUGUUAUAUUAUGUCGUUUACCUUGUGCAAGAUCAAAAGAUAUAAAUUGGGAUACAAGUCAUUGGCAAUCAUUAAUUGAAGAUAGACAAUUUCUUUCAUGGUUAGCACCUGCACCAUCAGAAGAAGCAUUAAUUAAUUCUAUUAUGAUUACACCACAACAAAUUUCAAAAUUAGAAGCUCAAUGGAGAUUAAAUAGAGAUGCUACUAUUAAUGAUAUUGAAAAUACAGAUGUUCAAGAAGAAGAAGUUUUACCCAUUUUGAUGAGAUAUAAUGAUGGAUUUCAAUAUCAAAGAUCUUUUGGACCUUUAGUUAAAUUAGAAGCUGAUUAUGAUAAAAAUUUAAAAGAAUCUCAAGCAUUAGAACAUAUUCAAGUUAAAUGGGCUUUAGGUUUAAAUAAUAAACAUUUAGCAUCUUUUACUUUAUCAACUUUUGAAUCAACUGAUUUAAAAGUUGCAGUUGGAGAUGAAAUUAUUUUAAGAUAUAAUGGUAAUCAAGGUGAACCAUGGGAAGGUCAUGGAUUUAUCUUGAGGUUACCAAAUUCAUAUCAAGAAGAAUUUACUUUAGAAUUAAAUGCUUCAAAAAUUUUACCACCAACUAAUUUAACUACAGAUUUUACUGCUGAAUUUGUAUGGAAAGGAACUUCAUAUGAUCGUAUGCAACAAGCAAUGAAAGAUUUUGCAACUGAUGAUGAAUCAGUUUCUUCAUAUAUUUAUCAUAAAUUAUUAGGUCAUGAUGUUGCACCAGUUGAAUUUGAUAUUAAAAUGCCAAAAAGAUUUUCACAUCCAAAAUUAACUGAAUUAAAUAUUUCACAAACUAAUGCUGUUCGAUCAGUUUUACAAAGACCUUUAUCUUUAAUUCAAGGUCCACCUGGUACUGGUAAAACUGUUACAUCAGCUACAAUUAUUUAUCAUUUAUCACAAUUAAAUAAAGAAAAAAUUUUAGUUUGUGCACCAUCAAAUGUUGCAGUUGAUCAUUUAGCUUCAAAAUUAGAUUCAUUAGGUUUAAAAGUUGUUAGAUUAACUGCAAAAUCAAGAGAAGAUGUUGAAAGUUCAGUUGGUCAUUUAGCUUUACAUAAUAUAGUUGAUAAACAAGCAAAAGGAGAAUUAAAAAAAUUAAUAAAAUUAAAAAAUGAAGUUGGAGAAUUAUCAAUGGAAGAUUCAAAAAAUUAUAUUAAAAAUUUAAGAUCAACUGAAUUAAAAAUUUUAAAUAAUUGUGAUGUUGUUUGUUGUACUUGUGUUGGUGCAGCUGAUAAACGUCUUGGACAAUUUAAAUUUAGAACUGUAUUAAUUGAUGAAAGUACUCAAGCUUCUGAACCUGAAGUUUUAAUUCCUAUUGUAAAGGGAGCUAAACAAGUUAUAUUAGUUGGUGAUCAUCAACAAUUAGGUCCAGUUAUAUUAGAUAGAAAAGCAGCAGAUGCAGGAUUAAAACAAUCAUUAUUUGAAAGAUUAGUAUUUUUAGGUCAUGUUCCAAUUAGAUUGGAAGUUCAAUAUAGAAUGCAUCCAUGUUUAUCUGAAUUUCCAAGUAAUAUGUUUUAUGAAGGUUCAUUACAAAAUGGUGUUACAAGUGAAGAUCGUUUAGUAGAUGAAGCAAAUUUUCCAUGGCCAGUUAUUGAUAAUCCAAUGAUGUUUUGGGCAAAUUAUGGUAGAGAAGAAUUAAGUGGUAGUGGAAAUUCUUAUUUAAAUAGAGUUGAAGCAAUGAAUGUUGAAAGAAUUAUUACAAGAUUAUUUAAAGAUGGUAUAAAACCAGAACAAAUUGGUGUUAUUACACCUUAUGAAGGUCAACGUGCUUAUUUAGUUCAAUUUAUGUCAAUGAAUUCAACCAUAUUAGAUAAACGUGAUGAAUAUUUAGAAGUUGAAAUUACAAGUGUUGAUGCUUUUCAAGGUCGUGAAAAAGAUUUUAUUAUAUUAAGUUGUGUUAGAGCUAAUGAUUCUCAAAGUAUUGGAUUUUUAAGUGAUCCAAGAAGAUUAAAUGUUGCAUUAACAAGAGCAAAAUAUGGUUUAUUAGUAUUAGGAAAUCCAAGAGCUUUAUGUAGAAAUAAACUUUGGAAUCAUUUAUUAAUACAUUUUAGAGAAAAAGGUUGUUUAGUUGAUGGUCCAUUAGAUAAUUUACAAUUAUCAAUGGUUCAAUUAAAUAAUUAUCAAGCAAGAGAUAAUAAUAAAAAUGGUGGUGUUAGAAAACCUUUUGGAGCCCCUUCAACAACUUUUUCAUCAACAAAUUUUGAUUCUGCAAGUACAAUGAGUUAUUCAAAUAGUGGUAUAAAUGCAAGUAAAAAUGGUUCUACAAGAAAAUUAAGAGAUGAAUUAUGGCCAUCUCUUAAUGGUAAAAAUGAUUAUUAUGAUAAUUCAAAUACAAUAAGUGCAAAUUUUUAUUCAAAAUUAAAUAAAUUAGAUAAAAAAUAUGAUGGUGGAAGAUAUCAAGGUGAAAAUAUUGAAGAUGAUAUUAAAUCAAUUACAUCUUCAUUUGCUGCUGGAUUAAAUUUUUAA
Lodderomyces pseudojiufengensis is the source of this 2919-nucleotide messenger RNA. RefSeq names its product ATP-dependent RNA helicase (gene NAM7). The record is from RefSeq and is a predicted model, not a curated record. Gene Ontology annotation, molecular function: zinc ion binding; DNA binding; RNA helicase activity. Gene Ontology annotation, cellular component: cytoplasm. The transcript has a single exon. Bases 1 to 2919 code for a protein of 972 amino acids. Lineage: Eukaryota; Fungi; Ascomycota; Pichiomycetes; Serinales; Debaryomycetaceae. Gene Ontology annotation, biological process: nuclear-transcribed mRNA catabolic process, nonsense-mediated decay.